ACGGCUUCUCUACUGCGACUGCGCAAUCGUGUGUGCCGGAAGCAACGUCUUUGGUAUCCGCUAGUACUGUAAGUCAGCUGUCAAAGGAAAAUCAAAACUUAAACUAGCUAGUUUGGGCCACGGGUUUAAGAACGGUCGUAAAUAUUAUCGUCACUAUGCUUUGUCUGAGUUGAUAAAACGAAUGAAACAAACGCAGUUAGUUAAUUUGGUGAAUUACGGUAGCUAGCGGCCAGCUAGCUUGUUAGCUGGCUAACUGAGAGCUCGUCACUCUGUCACUAAGUUGUGUUCAGCAUGGACUCCACGGCGCUGGAGCUCGAUGCUGUCAAAUUUGCCAGAACGGCUGUCACCUAUGACCAGAAGGGCAAAUUUAACGAGGCUUUGUUUUAUUAUAAGGAAGCAGCCCAGGCCCUGAUAUAUGCUGGCAUGGCAGGGUCCAAACUGGAGGGAAUCCAGGAUAAAGUGAAUGAAUACCUGGAUCGUGUCCAAGCCCUUCACAAUGCAGUUCAGGCAGAGAAGAGCGACCCGCUGAAGUCCCGGCAGCAGGUGGACCUGGAGCGUGCCCACUUCCUGGUCACACAGGCCUUUGAGGAAGACGAGAAGGGAAAUGAUGAUGAAGCCAUUGAACUCUAUACUCAGGCUGUGGAGCUCUGCAUUAAGACGUCUAAUGAAACAUCAGACCAGGCGCUGCAGACAAAGUUGAAGCAGCUGGCGCAUCAGGCUUUAGACAGGGCAGAGGGUCUCAAAGAUUCCCAGGCCAGAUCAGCUUCAUCUCAGACUCAGGGCAGGACUGGUCCCUCUGGAACCAAGCCCAGUAGUGGCGGCAGUUCUGGGGGACCUGUCCGCCAGUUUUUCCCCCUUGGGCCUGAUUUCACCCUCCAUGACCGACCCCAGCCAACCCGGGCGGUCCAGUCCAGCGAACCCCAGGGUCAGCGUUACACGUCUGAGGAGAUCGAGGUGCUCAGGAGUACCUCUACAGUCAAUGGAAGAGCCUAUGUGCCCUUCAUGAGCGUGGACCUGAAGGAGAGAUUUGCCUUUCCUGUCCCUUUCUCGGACAAAGCAGGGAACCUGGCACUGGCACCCAAACAGAAAGCCAUCUUCUCCCGCUGGGUCCGGCCAGAUGAGAUCUGCAAUAACCCCACAAUGAUCAUGUCUGUGUCCAGCUUCAGCAUCAAACAGACGGUGGUGUCUGACUGUUCCUUCGUGGCAUCACUAGCCAUCAGCGCAGCCUACGAGAGACGCUACAAUAAAAAACUUAUCACCAGCAUCAUCUACCCUCAGAACAGACGUGGGGAACCAGAGUAUAAUCCCUGUGGGAAGUACAUGGUCAAGCUUCACAUCAAUGGAGUUCCCAGGAAGGUGAUUAUAGAUGACUUUCUGCCGGUGGAUCGGAAUGGAGAGCUGCUGUGUUCCUACUCCAGCAACAGGAACGAGCUCUGGGUCUCGCUGAUAGAGAAGGCCUACAUGAAGGUGAUGGGAGGCUACGACUUCCCCGGCUCCAACUCUAAUAUCGACCUGCACGCGCUCACUGGCUGGAUCCCUGAACGCAUCGCUAUGCACUCUGACAAUCAGUCAUUCAGCAAGGACGACACCUUCCGCAUGCUCUUCCAGAGGUUUCACAGAGGUGAUGUCCUCAUCACCACAGCAACAGGAGUGAUGACAGAGGAAGAAGGGGAGAGAUGGGGUUUAGUGCCAACACAUGCCUAUGCUGCUCUGGACAUCAGGGAAUACAAGGGAAUGCGUUUCCUGCAGCUGAAGAAUCCGUGGAGUCAUUUGCGGUGGAAGGGGCGCUACAGUGAGCGAGACGAGAAGAACUGGACACCCGAACUCCUCAAAUACCUCAACUUUGACCCCAAGACAGCACAGAAGUUUGAUAAUGGUGUUUUCUGGAUCACAUGGGAGGACCUUUGUCAGUACUACGAUGUCAUCUACCUAAGCUGGAACCCCGCCCUGUUCAAAGAGUCCUCUUGUAUUCACAGUAGCUGGGAUGGGAAGCAAGGCCCAGUGAAGGACGUCUACAGUCUGGCAAACAAUCCCCAGUACAAGCUGGAGGUCCAGUGUCCAGCAGGGGGAGCUGCUGUGUGGGUGCUGCUCACCAGACACAUCACUGACAAGGAUGAUUUUGCACAGAACAGGGAGUUUAUCACCCUGGUUGUUUACAAGACAGAUGGGAAGAAGGUUUACUAUCCAGCUGACCCCCCUCCUUACAUCGAUGGCAUCCGCAUCAACAGUCCACACUACCUGACCAAGAUGAAGCUGACCAGCGCAGGGACGCACACCUUCACCCUGGUGGUCUCCCAGUAUGAAAAGCAGAACACCAUCAACUACACGCUGCGGGUGUAUUCCGGGUGCAAAUUCACAUUCUCCAAGAUCCCAAAUCCCUUCACUCACACCAAAAGGAUCAAUGGCCAGUGGAAGGGGCUCAGCGCUGGGGGUUGUGGGAACUACAAGGACUCGUACAAACACAACCCUAUCUAUCAGGUGAACCUGGAGCGGCCAGGGCCGCUGCUCGUCGAGCUCCGAGGAUCCAGGCAGUAUAGUGUCGGCUUUGAGAUGAUGACUGUGUCAACUGUGGGGGAUCCAGGCCCGGCGGCCUUCCAGAAGAAGAGCAGUGGAGAUUACAGGUGUGGCUUCAGCUACAUGGAGGUUGAUCAUGUCCCAGCAGGCAUCUACAACGUCAUCCCCACCACCUUCCUCCCCAAACAGGAAGGACCCUUCUUCUUGGACUUUGGCAGUACCUUGCCCCUGAAGGUCUCCCAGCUCCAAUGAAGAAGGGCAGGGGCUGGGAGGAUGGUACUUGAAGGGCAUCAUGGGAUAUUUCUAAACCUGUAUGUGGAUGUGAUGAGGUGUCGAGGCCCAUAAUCUGUCAGCUCAACACCUGCUCAAACAGCCUUUUUUUGUCCUCUUUCGCUGAAAAGUCCGCUGAUGUAAGUGGACAGACUGUGGACCUGAAGUUCAACAUUGACUUGAUAUUGUAAUAAAGGAAUAUGUUUUUAAUAAGGAAUCAUCAAGAGGGAUGUCUGCACGGAAUAAACCCCCUCAACCAUCAAGACAUUUUAGGACAUGAUAAAAUAAACUUUCACCAAAAAUUAAAUGAUUAACAGACAAUUCAGAUGGACUUCAGUAGUCAACAGUAAUCACAUGACCACAUUCUGGACGUGGCUGGAUGUGAAGAAGCAACAGGGUAGAACUGAACGCCAGCCAGGAGCUGCAGAUCGUCUCUCUUCAGGUUAUGUUUUGCCACAGUGAGCACCUCAGCAAUCCAGAGGUGACAUCUCAACACUUGCUACUGGUUGGAAUUUAUUAAAUGUUAUGACAGCGAUGUCUGAGAUGAAGAAGCACCUGGCGGUCUUUUAAUGUACAGCACAUUUGAAGUGACAGUUGUGUCUAGUUAAUUCAUCCAUGGCCCUGCCAAAUUACAGUGAGUUUCUCCACAGGAAGCAGAUAUACCAAUAAGUAGCUAUAAACAGACAAAGAGACCAUAAAGAAUGAAAUGUAGGGUCAGGAAAUCCUUCACACUUGGAUAUGGAGAGGUUACUGAGUGUCCAGAUGUUUAAGAUGCUCAUUACUGCAAAACUACUUAAUAAGAGGAUGCUGCUCAACACCACAGCCACAAUAUAAAACAAAGCUGUUGUUCAGUUUGAUCCCAGCAGUCAAAUAGUCUGGAAUCUGUCAGAAUUGUCAAAACCUUUUUAAAAUCUCUGUGGAUGGUGGAUGGGACAGUUCGGUUCCUCAAAUAGCCAUGAAUGUUCCUUGAUCCUCAGGGGCAGUGCAGCCAGGCAGCACCACAGGGAGUCCAGUGUGGAAGCAGAUGAAUAAUGUCUCUUCAUGGUGUUUGCGAAUGUGACGGCUGAGCAGAAGGCUCAGCCUGAUUUCACUGACAGGCCUCAUGUCAGCACUCUGUGCUGCCUGAGACGGGUAUCACACUCUGGAUAUGUGAUACCUGUUUGGGAGUGUGUGGUUGUAUGGCUGUAUCUUGUGAUGACCAGUUAGUGAGUCCUCACUUUGUGACACACCUUCAAAGGGCUGUUUGAGGGUCCCGGUUAGAAUCAGGUUUAGCUCAGUGGUAGGGGUUACUGAAUAUUUUGUCAGUGGGUGGCCUCACAAAGGUGGCUGUGUAUAUGUGUAUGUGUGUAUUUGUAAAUGUUUUAUUCUCAUUUUAAAGGUGAAAAUGUAAAUGUUUUGCUAUCAUCUGUUUACCUUUUUUGUUGACAUACAGCACUUUUACAAAUAAUUUCUCAUGGUUUAUUGCCAAACUCUAGAUAUGGAAAUGAGCAUGUCAAUUCAACCAGCGCACGCAGCUGAAUCAGUUUUCAGAGCGGCUCAGCUGGUGUGGGCACCAUGCUUCCUCAGUUUGCAGGAUGAAACCUUGCUUGUGGGUGAGGUCACAUAUUAGUAGCCUGUCAUGUGCAGGUGUUGCUGCUUCUUCCUGUAACUCUGGCAAAGCUUUGCAGUCACCAACUCCUUGGCACUAAUGUCCUCUUGAGGUCAUGGAGGUGCCCUGGUGGAUCUGCUGAAUGUGAAUCAGUCUGGGCUCAGUGUUGUGGUGUGAACCUGCCCAGCAGGAUGUAUUGUCAUGUGAAGGCAGCGAGCCAGUAGCGCGCUCAAUAUGUGAAGACGUUUUGUGUCUGAAACACGUUUUUAUGUUUUUGUUACAGUUAGACCAACCACCGGCCGGCCAGUGUAAAUCGUUUUGAGGAUGAAAUUCAUUCUUGCCAUCAGGCACUGUAAUUGUGAUGAAAUAAUCUUAACGAAAGGCCAGAGAUUUUAGCCACAUCUCUCAUGGAGCCGUCACGUAACAGCUGAACCGACUCCGCCCCAACGGAGUAAUAUGCAUUUAAUGAUGAAAACUGUGGCAUGUGACUGAAACACUAAGAAAAAUCUAUGCAAGUGGACCUUAAGUUAAGACCUGUCAAAUUACCUUAUUACAGAGCCUGGCUGUUGUCGGCUGUGGGACUAUUUGAUUAAUCGACUCAGUUGUUUCAGUACUAGGCUCCAUGGGUUUUCACCCCACUGCAACCUGUGUAUUUUCAGUUCAGACCACAUCAGGAGGCCACUGUGCACUGAGCCUGGGCAAUAUUACAAAAAUAUUUUCAUCACACAGCACACAAACUCUAUGAUUUUCUCAUGUUAAGCUCGAAUAUGAUUUUCUCUUGUUUAGCUCGAGCUUUGGCUUUGCUAUUGAAUCAUACAGUUUAUUCUGACAAAUACAAAAUUACUCGACACUUGCAAAGAGAACUUCACACGAAAACGUGAUUCGACUGCAUGUUAUUCCCUGUGCAAAUGAUGUAUUCCAGCUGCAACAGAGCAAAUGUUAACCUGGUUCAGUUACACUUACAAGGGAGCAUGGUUACAAUCUCUGCUUAUAAUCACUAUUAACAGUGAGCCAUAAUAAAGCCAGUGCCAAGUGGAGGCUGACUCUAAUGCUGGUGGCCUAAAAGGUUGGACUGUGCUUUUCAUAGCUUUAAAUAUCCAUUGCCAAGCACUUCUGUCAAAUUUUCACCUGUUGGUUAUAAAAAACUUUGUUAUGUGUUGGUAGUUGGCAACAUGCUGACUCACUCAAAGCUGCAGCAGGACAAUCCUGCAGUGAUCUGUUGUAUGAAUGGUGAUGUAAUGUUUGCAAAACUUGCACUAAAUGUUGGCCAGAGUGAGGCAUUAAAAAAUUUA
Molecule: messenger RNA, 5664 nt
Organism: Monopterus albus (swamp eel)
Lineage: Eukaryota; Metazoa; Chordata; Actinopteri; Synbranchiformes; Synbranchidae
Gene: capn7
Product: calpain 7
Exons: 21
Coding region: 292-2766 (824 amino acids)
Biological process (GO): proteolysis
Molecular function (GO): calcium-dependent cysteine-type endopeptidase activity
Source: RefSeq, a predicted model, not a curated record